AAUUAUUGAAUCGUAGAAAACAAGAAAGAAAGAAAUACAUGGACAGGGUUGGAUUAGUAGCAGUGGUAGAUCCGAAUGCCUUCCCUGGCAUUAUGCCUGCCUGGACACUGAAUCUUUUUGACGUUGGUUUGGCCUUUGGAUGGAAACGGAAUUGGGCUUAGGUUGAUGAUGCUGACAAAGAGUCAAGAUUUCUUUGCCCCUCAGCCUCCUCUCCUCAAGCCUUCUCUCCGUCACUCCCUCAGCGCUCUAUGCCUAGUGUCAUAUAAACCCUACGGGCUAACCAAGGUCUGUCACUAUCUGCUGUUAUUCAACCUCUGCCUAACCUCUUUUCUUCAAUCUUUCAUAUAUUUAGUUGUAGAUUGAAUCAAUUCUGUUGGAACACUUUCUGGGCAUCUUUUAUGUAUUCAACUUUUUCAACCUAUGCUAUACGAACUUAGCUGCUGCACCUUAUCAAUAUGACUGGUCGGAGAAAGAUUGGUUUUGGGAUUCCUAUCCAUUUUCUGGAAAAUCUCAACUCCUUUUUACAAAUUCUUAUUCCACCCAUUUCUGUCCCCAACCCAAGUGAAUCUGGCUUGGAUUAUUUUUGUUAUCCAAAAGUUUUUUUUUUUAACUGAAAUUUCUUGUCCCCAUAUGUUCUAUGGUAUUGUUACAAUACCCCAAUAUUUAUAGGUUUUUAAUUCAAGGGUUGCAGUUGCGGUGCAUGCAUGAGGCAGAAGAUUACUGCAAAAUUUGAAGUGCUGAAAUUUGCUGCUGCUGAGUGGUGACAUAAGAAUAUUAAUAAUUAGCUAUUAAAUGAACAGGCUUUGAUUUUUUUUUCCUUCGGGUAAUAUCAUUAAUAAAAAAAAAAUGUAUGGGAGAGGUGGUCUAGAUAGAUUCAAAAAGGCUCAAUCGUUGGAACCCUUCUCAGUCUCCCUAAAUUCUGCCCCCCAAACCAUACCCAAAGUUGUGCAAGUUCAACAACACUCACAUUCUCAAAAUGCAGUUGCUCAGCUUCAGCAGGAGGAGCACACUCAGUCUCAGCCAGCCACCCAGCUUGGGGGAGGUCAAUCAACCUGGCAGCCUCCUGAUUGGGCCAUUGAGCCUCGCCCUGGUGUCUAUUAUCUUAAAGUUCUGAAGGAAGGACAGGUGCUUGAUCACAUUAAUCUUGAUAGACGCAGGCACAUCUUUGGCAGGCAAUAUCAUACUUGUGAUUUUGUGCUUGAUCAUCAGUCUGUUUCACGUCAGCAUGCUGCUGUCAUUCCUCACAAGAAUGGCAGCAUAUAUGUCAUCGAUUUGGGAUCGGCGCAUGGAACAUUUGUUGCAAAUGAACGUUUGAUGAAAGAUGCACCUGUUGAGCUUGAAGUAGGGCAAUCUUUGCGUUUUGCAGCAUCAACGAGAACUUAUAUCUUAAGGAAGAAUAAUGCAGCUCUAUUUCCUCAUCCUCCACCUCCCACUGGGAUAAAUUUACCCCCAGUGCCUGAUCCUUCUGAUGAAGAAGCUGUUGUAGCUUAUAAUACACUCAUAAAUCGUUAUGUUCUGAGCAAAUCUGACCUGCUGCAGAAAUCCGAUGUGUCUACCGUCUCAUUAGCUGUAAGAGAAGACAGCACAGAGCCAGAUAGGGCCACUAAAAGAAUGAGGAAAGUAAAAGCGACCUUCAAGGAUCAAGCUGGGGGAGAGCUGGUUGAAGUUGUUGGAAUUUCAGAUGGUGCAGAUGUAGAGACAGAACCUGGGCCUGUAGGUGUGAAGGAAGGAAGUCUUGUUGGAAAAUAUGAAUCUCUUGUACAGACAACUGUAAUUCCUAAAGGUAAGAAUCCAUCAUCCGUAAUGGAAGACAAUGUCUUUCAGAAAGGUGUGACUGAUAAACUGCAAGAAGUCUUGAAUAAGGUUAAAAAAGCUCCAAAAGAUGGCAUUUAUGAUGAUCUUUAUGGAGAAUCUUUAUCUGACAAAGUGGGCUCAUCCUGGGCGUAUGCUUCUGUUAGUUCUGCUGGUAGACAAGGAAAGGCUAUUGGUGUCUCAAGUGGAAGACCUGGAAGUAACUCUGCCUCGUAUGAUGAAAGUGAAGAUGAUUUAUUUGGUGAGUGAUAGAAUGAAGCUGAAAUGCUCUUGCAAAUUGAAUCAUUCUCACUUUGGGUUUGACAAAGUGACUGAAAAAAUAAGUUCUCUCUGGACAUAGCUAGCUAUUAUUUCCUCUGAAGUUGGAGAAAUUUUGUUGUAAUUUAUUAGCAAAUGUUUUCUUUGUACAGUGAACUGUCAACCUGAGAUUGGGGGUUUUAAAGCCCAUGUUGUCCUUGGAAGAAUUAGUUUAUAGCAAAAUUUUAAUCUUAGUA
This is a messenger RNA of Durio zibethinus, 2306 nucleotides long. The record is from RefSeq and is a predicted model, not a curated record. NCBI's taxonomy places the organism in Eukaryota, Viridiplantae, Streptophyta, Magnoliopsida, Malvales, Malvaceae.